AUGGCGCCUGUGCGCCGCUACUUGCGAAUCACGAAAUAUUCGGUCCUGGAAUGCCGCAUCUACCUCGACAACCCCUCCCUCGCGCAGUCAUGGCUCCUGAACCCCCGCAGUCCCGUUCUUCCGCGCGUCAUCGAAAGCAUCCGGCCGCUCGUUCUUCCCAAGCUCCGCGAGGAUAAGGAACGAAGCAGGAAGAAGGGUUCCAAGAAGAAGAACAUCAAAGACGUCGUUGUGCAAGACGAUUUUGAAGUAUCCAUGUUCUUGACCGAAACGUCGACUCGCCACUCUCUUCUGACAAAAAAGAAGCUCUUCCUGGACAAGGCCCCCCCCAUGAUGCAGUCAAAUUCCACAAAACUCAUAGACGAGACCAACAUCGUCCCCGUUGACGUGGACGCUGGGCGUGACGUGGCUGUUUUGCGGCAAGAGCAUAGCGACGACGACGACAACGACAACGACGUGAGACUGUCAGAAGUCCCGGUUUUCGGUGCUCAGGCCCAAUCCAAGAGACAUCGGAACAGUAUUGAUUCAAGACCAAGUAUCGAAAACAGUGAGGAAGACGCACAAGGUCGAGAUGCCGUUGAAAUUGAUUCCGACGCAGACGAACAACCGCCGUCGAAGCGGGCACGAUACCCUGACGCACGAGGAGAAAACGACGUAGAAGAAGACGAUGACAAGAAGAAGCUGGCCAUGGACGUCUCCUACGAAGGGUUCGCCAUCUACGGGCGCGUGCUCUGCCUUGUUGUGAGGAAACCAGAAAACAAAACCCCGCGAGCUCGACAGGACGGCACCAACAAGCGGGGAGGAGGCCAAGCCAGCAUGGAGAACUGGAUCACCUCUACCCAGAUUCCAGUCGAUGAAGAUGUGUCCUGA
This is a messenger RNA of Metarhizium album ARSEF 1941, 867 nucleotides long. RefSeq lists its product as uncharacterized. The record is from RefSeq and is a predicted model, not a curated record. The transcript is spliced from 2 exons. Lineage: Eukaryota; Fungi; Ascomycota; Sordariomycetes; Hypocreales; Clavicipitaceae. The coding region runs from base 1 to 867 and encodes 288 amino acids.